CUGUCUCCUCUACUCCACUACUGUCGCAGAAUAUUGUUCCAUUAAUUGGAUAGAGUCAGAAUUCGUAAGCUUUCGGACAGGUGUUUAGCUUCCCCUCUAUCGUUCUCGCUAGUGGUCUAGGCUUUCGCGGAAGGACUCUGCUUCUUCUUGGACUCCCAGUUGCGUUGUUGGGUUGCUUGUUACUGUGUCAAUUUCGGUUGCUAUGGCGAUUAGGCUGGAAGUAUUGGCGGGUUUAGCGUUCUUGUUUUCAGUCGGUUUUCUCCUCCAGAUUCUGGGAUGUGCUUUAUACAAUAACUGGUGGCCGAUGCUCACUGGCCUAAUGUACAUAAUGCUUCCGAUGCCUUGCUUGUUUUUUGGUGGUGGUGGGCAGUCGUUUAUAUCCUCAGAAGGGAAUGAUUGGGCAGAUGCCGCUAAGUUUCUUACUGGAUUUUCAUCUGUUGGAAGCAUAGCUAUCCCUGCUAUUUUACGGCAUGCUGACCUCAUCACGGGGGGUGCUAUGUGGAUUGAAUUCACUGCAUUCUUCAUUCUUUUAAGCACUGUGUUGAUUUUUCAACACGUGAGUCAAGAAGAUUAUUACUGAUUCCUGGCUGAGGAGCACAGCUCAGUCAUUUUCCAUAGCCCUCUUACUGUUCAUGAAGAUCAUAAAAUUGUUGAUUGGGUCAACAUUUGUUUAGAUAUUUCGUCACAGACUUCAUCAACCGUUUUCGGUUUGGAUAGUGGGUUUGUUUUAUGCUGUACAAAAUAAAUUUCCUACGAUGAAAGAAUUUCAUCAAGCAUUCUUGAAACCAUGUAAGUAAACAGCGCCUACAAUGGUUUCAUGUUAUAUAUACAGUGUUCUUGUUGGGCUUUUCAA
Physcomitrium patens is the source of this 853-nucleotide messenger RNA. Its product is annotated as vacuolar protein sorting-associated protein 55 homolog. Gene Ontology annotation, cellular component: endosome. NCBI's taxonomy places the organism in Eukaryota, Viridiplantae, Streptophyta, Bryopsida, Funariales, Funariaceae. The record is from RefSeq and is a predicted model, not a curated record. Gene Ontology annotation, biological process: late endosome to vacuole transport via multivesicular body sorting pathway.